AUGGGAGCAGGAGCCUCCCUUUCCAUUUGUAAAUCAUUCUCUUCUGUACAAGUUAGGCACACAACAAAUAAAGUUUCACCAGAUCUACAGCUCAGCAGAGAAAGAAGCAGCUUUGGUGUUCCUCUGGAAACCCUUGCACAGGAUGCAAAGCAAUAUGGGGUUCCUUCUCUUGUGACACAGAUGGUGGAGUACCUGGAGGUAUUUGGUCUGGAGCGUGUCGGAAUAUUUCGGAUUGGUGGCUCAGCAAAUAAAAUCAAGGAAUUGAGGCAGAAGUACAAUCAAGGGGAAAAAGUAGACCUUAUUAAUGAUGGAGAUGUUGAUUCUGUGGCCAGUCUCCUGAAGCUCUUUCUGAAAGAACUACCGGUAGCUGUUUUUCCAGACAAUAUUUGCUCUGGCUUGCUAAAAACUUUCCAAGAGCACAAAAUUAAUACAACAGAAUGCAUAGAGAACCUGAGACAGUUGCUCAGCUGCCUGCCCAAAGCCCAUCAAAAUCUUCUUCAGUUCCUGUCUGCUUUCCUGUUAAAGGUAGCAACCUACAGUGCAGUGAAUUUCAUGACUCUGGAAAACCUGGCCAUCGUGUUUGGACCUGCUCUGUUCAAGAUUCCUGUCAGCCCCUUGGCUUGUGAAGAACAAAGGCUUUACAAUGGCCUCCUGCUGUAUUUGCUUCAACACCAGGAGAUGCUUUUUGUUGACCUGAACCCUUGUUUCUCACAGACACAAGCAGAUGGCCUUCAGGCAAGCAACACAGAAGAUGCAGGAGGGGACAGACUCACAUUGCUAAGCAUUCAGGACAAGUCCUUCAACACGACAGCUUUAGCAGAGUGUGACGGGUAUUCAGACUCUGUGCAUGAAGAUCAAGCAGGCAGUUCCAGUCCCAGAGAUGAUGAUAACAAAGAAAAUUACCCGGACAACUCUGCUGUCUUAGAGGAAAGGCAGCUGCCUUUGCAAGAUACUCAGCAGCACAAGCAGCAGGUUGUAAUUGACUGCACUCUAAAGCCUGAAAUGGGAAACUUAAAGCUGAGGAAGCCUAAGCCCAUUGCAAAGAUAGAAAAUGGAAAAAGCCAUGAGGAAAGUCAGGAGCUGGAGUGUGCAUUGCCAGGCCUCUCAGAGUGGCAGGGAAAGGCUGGAUCCUCAGCUGAUAACUAUGCACAGAACGUGGCUUUGAAAUGCCAGGAAGCAGUUGUGAGCUUCCAGCCAAGAAUAGAUCAGAACACAAGCAUUUCACCAAAAGAAGCAACUGAUCAACUGAACAACUUAAAUGAGAAUUCUUUGUUGAAGCUGCAAGCCCUGGAAACUGAUCUGUGCUCUGCGUUUCUGGCAGCCCGGGAGGAGCCUCCCCAGCUGCCGGCACCCAAGGACACAGCCCCUUCUCCAGCCCAAAGCGGCGUGCAAGCUGAUGGGGCCAGCUGUGGAGAGCAAUAUCACUUCAUUUCUCCUAUUAUUGAUUUUAAUUUAAUGCAUCAGCAGAGAGAUAGCGAAGAGCCUGUGCCAGCCCACAGGGACUGGCAGAAUGACAUGGAGAGCAGCCCUCAGGAGCAUCACUCCCUAGGGACCAGCCGACUGCUGUAUCACAUCACAGAUGGAGACAAUCCUCUCCUGUCACCACGCUGCUCUAUCUUUAGCCAAAGCCAGAGAUUUAAUCUAGACACAGAGUCUGCCCCUUCUCCACCAAGUACUCAACCUUUCAUGAUGCCAAGGAGUUCUUCCAGAUGUAGCUGUGAAGACUGCAAAGAACCACAGACAGUAACGCAACUUACCAAGCAUCUUCAGAGCCUCAAGAGAAAAAUUAGGAAGUAUGAAGAAAAGUUUGAGCAAGAAAAAAAAUACCUGCCUUCGCACGGUGACAAGACUUCCAAUCCUGAAGUUCUGAAGUGGAUGAAUGCUCUGGCCAAAGGUCGGAAGCAGCUCAAAGAGCUGAAACUCAGAAUGUCAGAAGAGCAAAACGGUACCUUCACAGCACCCCAAAGAAAAGAGAGCUGUGAAGGCAGUGGGACCUCUAAAGAGGCUGGCACACAGGAGGCCACAAGCGUGGAACCAGCUCUCUCAGUGGAAGAAACCAUGGAUAGUGUGUUGAGACAACUAAAGGAGAGAAGACAACACUUCAACCUUCCUGAGACUAUUAAGGUGACUAAGCAAGAAAAGAGUCUCAUGAAACCACUUUAUGACAGAUACAGAAUUAUCAAGAAACUUCUGGCUACUCCAUCUUUAAUCACCACAAUUCAGGAGGAGGAAGACUCAGAUGAAGACCAUUCUCAAAGCAGCCAUGAGUUAUCGUCUGGUCCAAUGUCUUGCUUCCCUGUUGAAGAGCAUCUGUGUUACUCACAGGAGGAGAGUGAGCCUGCAUGUAUUUCACCUCUGGAUGAAAAGAAAGUUUACAGGCAAACAGCCUUGUCUAUGUCCAAUUUACAUGAGGCAACAAUGCCCGUUCUGCUUGAACAUCUCAGAGAAACGAGAGCUGAUAAGAAGAGACUUCGCAAGGCUCUUCGAGAGUUUGAGGAGCAGUUCUACAAACAGACAGGAAGGAGUCCUCAGAAAGAAGAUCGGGUUCCAAUGGCUGAGGAAUACACUGAAUACAAGCACACAAAAGCUAAAAUCAGGCUCCUGGAGGUUCUCAUCAGUAAGCAUGAUAUUUCCAAAACGAUUUGAAGUGAAUGCAAUGCUGUGAUAUUGUUCUCUAGGAAAAAAAAAAAAAAAGAAGAAAAAAGAAAAAAAAAAUCCAAGCGAACAAAGAAGUAAUGAAAAAAAGAAAGUAAUUUUACAGGUCUUGGUCUGCUGCACGAUUAUUUGACACACUGAGAUUUUUGAUGCACUUUACCAAUUGUAAUAACUGUGAUGAGAGAGGACAGCAAUAUGCAAGAAUAUUAAGCACGGGUGUGUGGACCAUAGUAUAUAUUUUUCCUUUCAAAAAAGUCUUGAAGUGCACUGUGAGAAUGUUAAGAAAUUUAAAGGACACUGCAGUAAUAUAGAUUCUCAGUAUG
This is a messenger RNA of Cinclus cinclus, 2978 nucleotides long. RefSeq names its product family with sequence similarity 13 member C (gene FAM13C). The transcript has 21 exons. The record is from RefSeq and is a predicted model, not a curated record. The coding region runs from base 1 to 2646 and encodes 881 amino acids. Lineage: Eukaryota; Metazoa; Chordata; Aves; Passeriformes; Cinclidae. Gene Ontology annotation, biological process: signal transduction.